Lontra canadensis (Northern American river otter) is the source of this 7445-nucleotide messenger RNA. It is a transcript of the gene AFF3, whose product is annotated as AF4/FMR2 family member 3. Lineage: Eukaryota; Metazoa; Chordata; Mammalia; Carnivora; Mustelidae. The record is from RefSeq and is a predicted model, not a curated record. Gene Ontology annotation, cellular component: nucleus; super elongation complex. The transcript has 23 exons. Gene Ontology annotation, biological process: regulation of gene expression. The coding region runs from base 36 to 3800 and encodes 1254 amino acids.
CAGCGGCGGCGACGGCGGCGCUGACACCUCCCACCAUGGACAGCUUCGACUUAGCCCUGCUCCAGGAAUGGGACCUCGAGUCGCUGUGGGGUGAAGACAUCUUAAACCAGAGGAAUGACUCUCUAGUUGUGGAAUUUCAGUCAUCAGCCAGCAGAUGCAGGAGUGUCUAUGAACCAGACAGAAAUGUGUUACGGAGGAAAGAACGAGAAAGAAGAAAUCAGGAAACUCAGCAAGAUGAUGGCACGUUUAAUUCGAGUUACUCCCUCUUUAGUGAACCUUACAAGACAAACAAGGGGGAUGAGCUCUCCAACCGGAUCCAGAACACUUUAGGCAAUUACGAUGAAAUGAAAGACUUUUUAACUGAUAGAUCUAAUCAGAGUCAUCUCGUGGGUGUUCCCAAACCUGGGGUUCCUCAGGCUCCUGUGAACAAGAUCGAUGAACAUUUUGUUGCAGAUUCAAGAGCCCAGACCCAGCCCUCAUCUGUCUGUAGCACAGCUUCUUCCACACCAGCAGCUGUCCCCACGCAGCAGAGUAAGAGGGGCACCAUGGGCUGGCAGAAGGCUGGGCACCCGCCAUCGGAUGGCCAACAGAGAGCAACACAACAAGGCUCUCUCAGGACCUUGCUUGGAGAUGGUGUUGGCAGACAGCAGCCACGAGCCAAACAAGUGUGCAAUGUAGAGGUGGGUCUUCAGACCCAUGAAAGGCCACCUGCUAUGGCAGCCAAGCACAGCAGCAGCGGACACUGUGUUCAGAACUUUCCUCCAUCCCUGGCUUCAAAACCCAGUCUGGUCCAGCAGAAACCCACCGCAUAUGUGCGGCCGAUGGACGGCCAAGAUCAGGCUCCUGAUGAGUCUCCAAAACUUAAAUCAUCCACAGAAACCAGUGUGCACUGCACGUCGUACAGGGGAGUCCCAGCCACCAAGCCAGAGUCCGCCAGAGCCAAGGCCAAGCUUUCCAAGUUCAGCAUCCCCAAACAAGGAGAGGAGAGUAGAUCUGGAGACACAAACAGCUGUGUUGAAGAAAUAAUUCGGGAGAUGACCUGGCUCCCACCACUUUCUGCGAUUCCAGCACCUGGCAAAGUGGAACCAAGCAAAUUUCCAUUUCCAAAUAAGGACUCUCAGCUUGUUUCCUCCGGACACAAUAAUCCAAAGAAAGGUGAUGCUGAGCCAGAGAGUCCAGACAAUGGCACAUCGAAUACAUCAAUGCUAGAAGAUGACCUUAAGCUAAGUAGUGAUGAAGAGGAGAAUGAGCAGCAGGCAGCCCAGAGAACAGCUCUCCACGCUCUGUCUGACAGCGCCGUGGUCCAGCAGGCCAACUGCAGAGCCUCCGUGCCUUCCAGCAAGGGCAGCAGCAGCGGCAGCAGCAGCAGCGGCAGCAGCUCGUCCAGUGACUCAGAGAGCAGCUCUGGAUCUGACUCGGAGACCGAGAGCAGUUCCAGUGAGAGUGAGGGCAGCAAGCCUCCCCACUACUCCAGCCCCGAGGCUGAACCAGCGUCUUCUAACAAGUGGCAGCUGGAUAAAUGGCUAAACAAAGUUAAUCCCCACAAGCCGCCUAUUCUGAUCCAAAAUGAAAGCCAUGGGCCAGAGAGCAAUCAAUACUACACUCCAGCAAAAGAGGAAGUGCAGGACUGUGGGAAACUUCCCAACGUUUGCCAAACCAGCCUGAGAGAGAAGGACAUCAAGAGCGCCUGCAAGGAGGAGCAGAGGCCAAGGACAGCGAACAAGGCCCCAGGGAGUAAAGGAGUGAAACAGAAGUCCCCUCCCGCAGCCGUGGCCGUGGCUGUGACUGCAGCUGCCCAGCCGCCCGCCGUGCCUGGCGCGCCUACCGAGAGCGUGCCCGCGCCCACCCGGAGGUCUGCGGGAAAGAAGCCCACCAGGCGCACCGAGAGGACCUCCACUGGCGACAGCACCAACUGCCACCGGCCUGAGGAGCCCGCAGCCGCAGACACGCUGGGGGCGAGCGUGGUGAUCCCUCCAGAGCCCACCAAAACCAGACCCUGCGGCAACAGCAGAACGAGCCACCGCAAGGAGCUGCGUUCCUCGGUGACCUGUGAGAAGCGCCGCACGCGGGGGCUGAGCAGGAUCGUCCCCAAAUCCAAGGAGUUCAUAGAAACAGAGUCGUCCUCUUCCUCCUCCUCCUCGGACUCGGACCUGGAGUCAGAGCAGGAGGAGUACCCUCUGUCCAAAGCGCAGGCCGUGGCCGCUGCUGCUGCCGCCUCCUCUGGGAAUGACCAGAGGCUGAAGGAAGCAGCUGGCAGCAUCAGCAGUGGUGGCGGCCCCCGGGCCCCUGUAGGCUCCAUCAACGCCAGGACCACCAGUGACAUUGCCAAGGAGCUGGAGGAGCAGUUCUACACACUGGUCCCUUUCGGGCGCAAUGAACUUCUCUCCCCCUUAAAGGAUAGUGAUGAAGUCAGGUCUCUCUGGGUCAAAAUUGACCUGACCCUCCUGUCCAGAAUCCCAGAACACCUGCCCCAGGAGCCUGGGGUAUUGAAUGCCCCUGCAGCCAAGGAUGCUGAGAGCACACAGGCAAGCCAUCCAUCCGACACUCCAGCCGAAAAGGCUUUGCCAAAAUCCAAGAGGAAACGCAAGUGUGACAAUGAAGACGACUACAGGGAGGUCAAGAAGGCCCAGGGAGAAAAAGAGAGCUCUUCACGACUGACUGCCUCUGCCAAUAAUACUUUACCUGCAAACCACUGCAGCAUGAAUAUCAACAGCUUGGCAAUACCAAUAAAUAAAAAUGAAAAAAUGCUCCGGUCACCCAUCUCACCCCUCUCUGAUGCAUCUAAACACAAAUAUUCCAGCGAGGACUUAACUUCUUCCAGCAGAUCAAAUGGCAGUGGCUUGUUCACUUCUGCCUCCUCCAACAAAAAGCAUAAGGCUGAGAACCAGCUGCAGUCUCACGCCGGAGACCUCACGAAGGCCGCUCACAACAAUUCCGAAAAUGUUCUCCACAAGUCACGGCCACAGACAGAGCCAUGGUCUCCAGGUGCCAAUGGCCACAGGGACUGCAAGAGGCAGAAACUUGUCUUCGAUGAUAUGCCACGCAGUGCAGAUUAUUUUAUGCAAGAAGCUAAACGGAUGAAGCAUAAAGCAGAUGCAAUGGUGGAAAAGUUUGGAAAGGCUUUGAACUAUGCUGAAGCAGCUUUGUCAUUUAUUGAGUGUGGAAACGCAAUGGAGCAAGGCCCGAUGGAAUCCAAAUCUCCUUAUACAAUGUAUUCGGAAACAGUAGAGCUCAUCAGGUAUGCUAUGAGACUAAAAACCCAUUCAGGCCCCAAUGCAACACCAGAGGACAAACAAUUGGCUGCAUUAUGUUACCGCUGCCUGGCUCUCCUGUAUUGGCGGAUGUUUCGGCUCAAAAGAGACCACGCUGUGAAGUAUUCAAAAGCACUUAUCGACUACUUCAAGAAUUCAUCUAAAGCUGCCCAAGCCCCAUCUCCAUGGGGGGCCAGUGGAAAGAGCACUGGAACCCCAUCCCCUAUGUCUCCCAACCCCUCCCCGACCAGCUCUGUGGGAUCUCAGGGGAGCCUCUCCAAUGCCAACGCCCUGUCCCCUUCAACCAUCGUCAGCAUCCCACAGCGCAUCCACCAGAUGGCAGCCAAUCACGUCAGCAUCACCAACAGCAUUCUCCACAGCUAUGACUACUGGGAGAUGGCAGACAACCUGGCCAAGGAGAACAGAGAAUUCUUCAAUGACCUGGAUUUGCUCAUGGGGCCUGUCACCCUGCACAGCAGCAUGGAACAUCUGGUCCAGUACUCUCAGCAGGGCCUGCACUGGCUGCGGAAUAGCACCCACCUCUCAUAGGGACCUUGCCCAUGAGCUGGAUUGUGCUCUCAUCUCCACAGAUGGCUCCAUGUGUCUGGACACUGUGCUACUGAAGUCCCCGGCCACAGCAUUUCCCAAACUGCGGUGAAUAUUUCCUCAGCAUCGAACAAUGGUCUUUUCCCAGGGCGUGUGUGUUGGUACGUGUGUGUGGGUGUUGAAGAAUCUGCCUGUGUGUGUGUAAGAUACACAGCUCUUGAGAACACGUUUUCUUUGUCUAGUUUCUGUAAUCCCAAACUAGGCAAAGUGAGCAGAGGUUUCUGAUUAGAGAAUAUACACUUACACACACACAUGCACACAAAAUCACACACACACUUUCUGUUUCAAAGCUAAACCAUGACUUCUAGAACAUUCAACCAAAAUCUCAUGGGUUAGUUAACCAGGUGCAAGACAGCACACCAAAAGCUUGACUGCCAGUUAAGAUGAACCUAGUUCUUACAUUGUUGAUUACUUUCAGUAUUAAUGUACUAUUCCCCCAAUUAAUUUUAAUUGUGUGUAUUUAUGGGUAAUUGAAUAAUGAAAAGAAGUCAGUUAUUUUUGUGCCUGACGUUUACUAGAUUGCAUGUGACCAAAUACCUUGCCUUUUGUCUAUUCCCCACCCCUUCCAUCCAACUUAUUAUCACCUAAAGGCAUCAUGAGCAAAUGGAUCAAAUCCCACAGGCCUGCCCUGCCCUGCCCUGCCCUCAAAAGCAUAUGUACAUGGCACUGGGAUCUGGCAAAAAGUCAGUGUCUUUGAAAGCUAACCGACACGAAAAGACAGCUGUGCUCGGAGCUCAGUCAAGAGUUGCAAGCUUCUGCACGUGCCAUGACAAGCCCACCCAGCACAUGUGUUGUUUCUUCCUGCCACUGUGACACAGUGGCCACAGAGCCACAUGGCAUUCAUCAGUCAAUAUUUUUCAAGUCUCUUCCCUCUGCGAUAGCUCUCUUACAAAUGUUCUUGGCCAAAUUAGGACAUUUCCUAGAAUGUCUCUUCACUAGGAGUCUGUAUCAGCUCCUUCUCAGGCUGAGAACCAUUCGCUAUCACGAGACUGAUCUUCUCACUCUUUGGGCAGAACGCAGUCCUUUAAUGCAUUUCAAUUUGGGGGCUGUGUUUCAGGCUUUGAUUAGCAAGCUGCUUACUGUGCAGGGUAAGUUAUUUUUGCAAAGACCGCUAAUCUGUUUGGGGUAGCAGCGACCACAGCAUCGUGCUUCCAUCCCGAGUGUCUGGUAUGUUUAUGUGUUGCCCUUGAUUCUUUUCUUUUCUUUUUUUUUUAAAUGAAGUUUACAUUUUAGUUUUUUGACAUCUCGUUUACAGUUUUUGUCUGAAACUUUAAUAGUCUCUUAUCGUGCCCUAGAUUUAGUCUUUUUGUUAAAUAUACUUGGAUAUAAAAAAUACUGGUAAAAAGAAAAAUUCCUACAAAAGAGCAUAGACCUUGCCAUAUCCUUAAAAACAAAAAUAAUGUCCUUGAAGCCUUUCACUUGACAGAAUUGCACCAGGAUGGUCUGAAAAAGACAGGUGCAUGCCGUAGGUGGAACACUCCGUUUUCCAAGGUGAUGGUGGCACAAAACAUUGAUAAUAGAUAGUGAUAUAUGCUCCCCCUGAUGCUCUUACUGGUUUGGUUGUAAUGGUCAUAUUUUUGUCACCUGACCUGUAGGUGGGAAAUAAGACUGCUGUAAUUCUAAGCACUGAUUCAAAAUUAUUGAGCAACUUUGGUGAUCUGAAGUGAAUCGAAAGUAAAGGGUUCGAAGGGAAAUAAAGCCGGUGAAAUAUUUGUAAAAUUUGUAUUUGGCUUCAGCCCUGAAGCAGCUAGAAAUACUACCAAUAUUUCUCUUUUACUUUUAUCUGAGGUGUUCCUCACAUCCCUUUCACUAGUUGUUGGCAGAGUUCAUGAUCCCCUCCUAUGUUGGAAAUUUGAGUCUAAUUUAGGAAAUUUUGGACUUUUUGUGUUUUUUAUUUUUUGGAGGACCAAGGCUUAUUUCUACUUCCUCUUGCUGAAUUCGGAUGAAAAGUUGAAACUCUCACAUAAAGGGAUGAUGAACCUCAAGGUCCGCAUCAUGUGUCCCCGGGGUGCUUUCUGGCCCUGCCCAUCCUUAAAGUCACAGCUCUUACGGGAGCCCCAUGAUGUGCUUACCCACAAAACCCCAGGGUAAACACACCAGUGGCCCCUGGCUGAUUGUGCCCACAGCAUUUUAAGCACUUAGGUGGCCCAUGUUUCCCAGCAAAACUUGGAACUGGUUAUUUUGGGAAUGGUCAGAACAUGUAGGUCCCUCCCUGUCUUUGAUCUCAUCAACAGACCAUGUGAGGACAGCAGUUUUUGUUUGCUUUGGCGUAGGUGAUUUUGGUAAGAAACCAUAUUCUGGUUGUUGUUUGUGAAAGUCAUUCAUAACUUGUUCUUUUUAUUUAGCUUUGUUCAAAGUAGGAAUACCUUUCUUGUGUUUUUGGAUUAUAAAACUAAUACAUGCUAGUUGUAAAGAUUCAAACGAAGACAGCAAUGUAUAAAGUAGAAAGUAGUAUGUCCCAUCCCCCGAAGACAACCACUGCUCACAGUUAUUCAUGUAGAUUCUUCUAGAGAUUCUCCCAUUUAAACAUAUAAUAUCUGUUAUCGUUUUUUUCUAUUUGAAGACACAUUAUUUCCUCAGAAGCCCAACACAAGUUCAGCUGACCUUACCCUUCCAUGACCUGAGUGGAUGCCUUCCUUUAUCACAAUAUUAGAGUUACCUUUGAAAGAAAGUUACCCAAAUACAUUCCUGAUCAAAAUCUGGAAUUUGUUACUACUCUCUAUACAGAUCAGACUUAUGUGCAGGAUUGUGCCUGGAAAGAAAGGCUUGGUUAAAACACAUAUUUCUGGAAACAUUCAAAUUGCAAAUGGAAACUCGGACCCACUAUCUAAAGAAGAAUGUACUGGAAAAAUAAUCUGAAGAGUUGACAAAUUGUGUACUAGAUUGAACACAUGGAAUGCAAUGCAAUGAGAUUUUCUGCACUAAAACUUAUCCUAGUAUGUAAAACAAUGAUGUGUGUAUUAUAUAACAGUGAUAUGUACAUUUCUGACAUCCCAUACAUAAUAUACACAGUUUGUAUAAAUGCAUACAUUUAAAAAUAUAUAUGUACAAUACAGCUAACAUAAAACUGUAGUAUGCCUGAAGGAUAUUACUAGUGCCUAACAUUGAGUAUAAGUCACUGCGUGUUCACAUCACCUUGGAAGUGCAGUAAUUGUUACAAAAUUAAUCAGUGCAGCCAACAUUAUUUAUGAAUCACAUCUUUGAAACUGUGCAGUAGUAUAUACAUAUAUAUUUUUAAAUAACAUUUUUCACAGUUUUCCAGAGUUACUGUUGAAAUCUGUAUCACCAAAAAAAAAAAAAAAAAAGCAAGAUUUUUUUAAUGAUGUAGACACUCUUCAGACCCAGUAAUCUGUGUGUGAUUUCCUGUUUGUAGAUACCCAAGAGACUUUAGCAGUCACCAGCCUUAAUGCAUGUACAGGAUAUUAUUGUGACUUAAUUUAUCUGCAGUUUUUAAUCCAUGUGAAAUUGGAAUUUAUAAACUGACCUGGAUUAAAUAUGUCUGCCUUUCUAAGGUUGCAAAUGUUACAUUAAAUGAUUUAUGUUGUAAAUGAGAGAAACCGAGUCGUAUGUUAAAAAAAAAAAAAAAAA